Messenger RNA from Phlebotomus argentipes, 969 nucleotides. It is a transcript of the gene Naxd, whose product is annotated as ATP-dependent (S)-NAD(P)H-hydrate dehydratase. The record is from RefSeq and is a predicted model, not a curated record. The transcript has a single exon. Gene Ontology annotation, molecular function: ATP-dependent NAD(P)H-hydrate dehydratase activity. Gene Ontology annotation, biological process: metabolite repair. NCBI's taxonomy places the organism in Eukaryota, Metazoa, Arthropoda, Insecta, Diptera, Psychodidae. The coding region runs from base 83 to 958 and encodes 291 amino acids.
GUCAAAGGCGGCCAAUUUCGCUCCGGGAAGACUCUGGAGGGAUUUUCCAGCUGUUUCUGUGCUGCCCAGGAAACACAGUGGAAUGAGUGAUAGUACGGACUUGCUGGAACGCGCCAAGGCGGUGGUGCCGCGCCUGGAGACGAACCUUCACAAGGGCCAGGCAGGGCGAAUCGGCGUCGUCGGUGGAUCUGUGGAGUACACGGGGGCACCCUUCUUCGCCGGCAUCAGCGCUCUGCGCGUUGGAGCCGAUCUGGUGCACGUCUUCUGCUGCCAGUCCGCCGCGCCUGUGAUCAAGUCCUACAGCCCGGAAUUGAUAGUGCAUCCGGUGCUGGACGAGCACUGCGCCAUGGCGAAGAUGGAGAAGUGGCUGGACCGGCUUCACGUGCUUGUGGUGGGUCCAGGACUGGGCAGAGAUCACGCAGUGUUGGAGAACGUGACGAUGCUCCUGAAACACUGCCGCCACAGUGGGAUUAAAGUGAUCCUGGAUGCGGAUGCUUUGCAUCUGCUGACACUGGAUUUCUCUCUGGCCAGGAGCUUGAGCGGGGCAAUUCUCACGCCCAAUGCUGUGGAGUAUCGCCGGCUGUUCGGGGAGAUAAAAGAUAUUGGAGAAUUGCGAGAGCUGAUCGGGAAGGACGUGACAGUGCUGGAAAAGGGGCUCAGUGAUAAGAUUUACGACGUCACUGUGACAAAUCAGGUGUACCAGCUUCCUCCAGGAGGCUCUGCGAGACGCUGCGGUGGCCAGGGGGACCUCCUGAGUGGUGCCUUGGCCACUUUCUACUGCUGGGCGCUCAAUUGCAGCCAGGAAACAAAUCCGGCGCUUGUGGCGUGCUUCGCCGCGAGUCUCCUGGCCAAGCACUGCAACCAGGAGGCGUUCAAGGAGAAGGGCCGCGGCGCUCUCUGUGGUGACAUGAUUGAGCAGAUUCCAAAGAUCUUCCGGGAGCAUUUUGAGCAUUUUUAAGAAUUCCGGGA